Molecule: messenger RNA, 2210 nt
Organism: Danio aesculapii
Lineage: Eukaryota; Metazoa; Chordata; Actinopteri; Cypriniformes; Danionidae
Gene: b4galnt1a
Product: beta-1,4-N-acetyl-galactosaminyl transferase 1a
Exons: 11
Coding region: 191-1786 (531 amino acids)
Biological process (GO): ganglioside biosynthetic process
Cellular component (GO): Golgi membrane
Molecular function (GO): hexosyltransferase activity
Source: RefSeq, a predicted model, not a curated record
UUUUAUUUUUCUCUUGUCGCUGUAUGUUAGACGUGUUAAUGUGCGUGAAAUCUCCAUGCUACCAUUAACUCACUGCUAAAGCAAGCGGAAGAGACUCGUCCACUCCACUGUUCUUUCACUCUCUUCACACGCGCCUGUGCUCUUAAGACAAUUAAAUGGAUUUUGGAUUCACUCGGUUUUUAGGGCAAUUAUGCGUGCUGUAAGUAGGAAAGCAGUAGUGGUUUUGCUGGUGGUCUUGCCACUCACAGCUAUGUACUUUUACUACUGGAACUUAAACAGCAUUACAACCAUCAAUGUGCUGCAAGGAUCUGACUCUAUAAAAAUGAUUUUAGAGAAAAGGUCACAAAGCUUGCAACAUACAAAUGACCACAUCCCUUACCAAAUCAAAGACGACAUCUUCAAGAGUCUUGCCUUAAACGGGUGUGUCUGUGAGGGCAACAAACCAGGAAUUACAUUCCCAUUUUCUAAACUGUUGUUCCCUGAAAUAUCGGCUACUCGGCUGGAAGCAAUGUUUGGAGACUCAGACCUGCAAAAAGCAAAGCAAUACAGGAAUAAAGAGUACCAACGUUAUCGUAAGAGGGCAUAUACAGCUGCAGAUUCACUCAUCUUAUCUGAAGCCAACAGCCCUCUUCAGUACCCUACACAGGGUGUGGAAGUCAGACCUACAAGGUCUAUUCUAAUUCCAGGUUUAAGUCUGAACCAAAAAUCAGAAGUGGGCCCUUAUUUGGUAGAUCUGAUUGCUACUAUGGGAAUAUUCAGCACAGCAGCAGUGGUCAAUGGAGUGCAAGUGGAAGGGGAAGGAGAGAUGCAGAUUCAUUUUAUGAGCAGAUCACUUGCUUCACUAAACAGACAACUCGAGUUUGUUACCUAUACAAACACACGGUUCCAUCCCAACACAGCAGAUGUAGUCCAGUUUAAAGCAGGUGCAUUCCAAGCCUCCUUUACCAUCAAGAUUAGACAUCCACCAAUGCCCAAAUUCUAUAAUCCAGCACCAAAGCUAGAAUACAAUGUAAACACUUUGGUCACCAUUGCCACUAAAACAUUUCUACGAUACGAUAAACUUCAGGAUUUGAUCAACAGCAUUCGACAGUUUUACCCCACUAUAACUAUAGUAAUAGCUGAUGACACAAAGGAGCCCAAGUCUGUAACUGGACCCUACAUCGAGCAUUAUAUCAUGCCCUUUGGCAAGGGCUGGUUUGCCGGUCGUAACCUGGCAAUCUCUCAAGUAACUACCAAAUACGUGCUUUGGGCGGAUGAUGACUUUAUUUUCACCUCAAGCACCAAACUGGAAAAAAUGGUGGAUCUUCUGGAGAAAACCACUUUGGACCUGGUGGGAGGGGCAGUCAGAGAAGUGACAGGAUACACUGCCACCUAUCGACACAUGCUCUCCACAGAUGCGGGUGAUGAAGAGGGAGACUGCCUACACAUUAGGACAGGAUUCCACCACGUCAUUGAAGGAUUUCCCAAUUGUGUGGUUACAGAUGCAGUCAUUAAUUUCUUCAUGGCUCGCACAGAAAAGAUACAACAAGUGGGCUUUGACCCGAGGCUGGCUCGGGUUGGUCAUUUAGGAUUUUUUAUUGACGGACUGGGCUCCCUCCACGUGGGCUCCUGUAAUGAUGUUAUUAUCAAUCAUGCAUCAAAGAUCAAGGCAAUGCUGCCAUGGGGACAGUCUGACAUUGACCAAGCCUAUUCUAAGUUCCGCUAUCAUUCCACUAAAGAGACUUCUAUGAAUGAAUAUGAUCUUUAUUACCUCAAAAAUCAUUUUCAAUGUGUCACUAGUGACUAAAUAUGGACUGUUAAAUCUUAGGAAAGCACUUUCAGGGUCACUCUCAACAAAAAGCCGACGAGCAUUUAUAAAGCAUAACACGAAAAUGAGCAAAUGACAACACGUAUACAUUUUUGGUUUCCCAUAAAUGGCACAGCACAUUUACCAUCUACUGCAUAUUUAAAACACCUUUAAUGUUAUUUUUGUAUUUAAUUUGAAUAUCAGCAUUUGUGAGAUCUGUUCAGGUUAUUUGUGUAAAUGUGACUUUUUGCCAUUUUGUUAUGAGGAAUGCACAUGUAUGGACUCAUCUCAAGGUUUGUAGAGGUAACACUUAUUUUAUUUUGACCCUUGGAAAAUGAAGAAAUUGCAUUUUGUUUCUAGUGUUAUUAGACUUUUUAUUGAAUACUUUUUGUAUUUGAGUAUUAAAAAAGGUAUUAUUGAAUAA